Molecule: messenger RNA, 1181 nt
Organism: Paramecium sonneborni
Lineage: Eukaryota; Ciliophora; Oligohymenophorea; Peniculida; Parameciidae
Source: the annotation of a GenBank genome assembly
AUGGAAAUUAAUAUUAAUGUGGGGACAUAUGAUGGCAAAUUGUUAGGUUUUUCUUUAAAUGAUUAAUUCUCAUCUAAUAAUACUUUAUAUUCAUUUCCAGCAUCAACAGUACAAUUAAUUUAUGAUUUGAGUCCUUAAUAAAAGCAAUUUAUUAGAAUGGAAGAUAUUUAUUUAUUGGAGGUUCUGAAGAGUUGGUAAAGGUGUAUGAUGUAAGGAGAAGAGUUGAACUCACUUUAUUAGAAUAACAUAAUGGAACAAUAUCAUAGAUAGCUGGUCAUUCUAAUUUUCUAUUCACUUCAGCUGAGGAUGGAAAAGUGAAUUUAUGGAGAAAUAAAUAAUGGGCUAUUUUGAAUACAUUUUAAUGUGGAAAUCCUGUAAUAUGUAUUGCAAUACAUGAAUCAGGGAAGAUUAUGGCAUGUGCAACAAAGGAUUAAAAAUUACAUCUCUAUAAUUUGAUGAAUUUAAAAAGAAUAGCUUUGAAGAAAUUUCAUUUUAGUAUUUAUUUUAUAUAUCAAUAGAUAUUGAUAAGAUACAUUUUAUUUCAAAGGAAAACGAAAUCCAAUAUUUAUUAUUUCAAUCAGAUAGAAAAUGUUAUAUAGUUGAUUGCGAUACAAAUAAGGUUGCUCAUACAAUUGAUUUAACUGUCUAAAUAACAGAUUCUAUUUUAAAUUAAGAGUCAUUAAUUCUUUCAGGUAUUUAAUAAAUAUAUUGAAGAUGCAAAUGGAAUUAUUUACAUGAUAAAAUUGACAGUUGAAAAUUAAGUUUAAAGUAAGAUUAUAGUUAAAUUUAUUGCUCAUCAGAAAAGGAUCAAACAAUUAUAAUUAUUUGAUUUGAAUGAUUAAACAUAUUUAGCAUCUAUUUCAUCUGAUGGAGAUAUAAAAAUAUGGGAUUGUUUAUUAUAUGCCAAUGAAUAAUACGAUGAUAUUGAUCUAAAAAAUAAAUUAAAACCAAUUUAUAUCAUAAGAACAAAUUAAAGAUUAACUUGUUUUUGUGUUAGUAUUGUAUAGAAAAGAGAGAAUGAAGAAAAUUAACAAUAGAUAUAAGUUUAAAAACCUUCUGUGCUUCCUAUUGCUAAAUAGAUAAAAAAACAGUUGAUUAAUAAGAAACCUAAAUAAUUUCAUUAGAAAGUAUAAACAUAGAAGAUUUAAAAAAAUAUUCAAAAGAAAAAGUCCAACCUUUGA